Messenger RNA from Striga asiatica, 528 nucleotides. Lineage: Eukaryota; Viridiplantae; Streptophyta; Magnoliopsida; Lamiales; Orobanchaceae. The record is from the annotation of a GenBank genome assembly.
AUGGACGAGACGGGCCUGGAGGAGAGCCUGAGGAUGAGGUUUAUGGGCCUGGAGGUGGAAAACGUGAAAAAGUUCUACAGCAAUUUGAAGUCCUAUAAUUCUAAACUAAAAGCAAUUAAAGAGGAGUUUAUCACACAGAUGAUUAAUAAAUUCCCAAUAAAAGAAGAGUCCCGGUUGGAAAUAAGGAGGGUUAAUUUCGGAGCGGAUCUAACCGAGGAUUAUCGGGUCAUCACGCCAAAUCAGCAUCCGUACAUUCCCAAUCCAACGGCCCAGCAUGAGUUUUACUAUUCAAUUGGGCCUGAACAGACACGAGAUUGUCAUGCGUCCAAUAGUGGGCCUACUACGUGCGCGGAUUAUGUGGGCCCACUCGGAAUCGAUCUGAAUUUCCCUGCAGCUGAGGCUUUUGGGCUGGACUCACUGCAGCCAUUGGAUGGGGGUCAGGCCACAGCUGAUAGACGGGCUGGAUUUGCUGAGGCAAGGAGAAAGAGGAGAGGGCUAAUGAGGGCCAAGUCCGUGAAGAGCGGUAUU